UUACUAAAAUAUAAUCCUUACCAAACAAGUAGUGAUAUUAUUAUGUGAUUUUAACAUUAAAAAAACAGACCGGUACAUUCUUUGGAAGGCUGAACGCAAUUUAGGACGCCUCGGAAUGUUCCCCUUUAAUUCAGCCAACUCCUCCGCCAUGUCGCCAUUAUCGGCAUAACAAACAGCGGGACUCAAGUAGACCUACCAUCCUCUGUGUUCUCGUCUGUCCGCCGCGUCACCAUCGAGCGUCUCCCCCUGCCAUGCCCCGCGUCAACUCGCUGCUGCCUGCCCUGCUGUUCGUCCUCUUCUCGGGCCUGAGCCGGGGUUACUUCCCCGAGGAGCGCUGGAGCCCAGAGUCUCCGCUGCUCGCUCCGCGGGUCGUUGUCGCGCUCAUCUGCCGCAACUCCGCACACUCUUUGCCGCUGUUUCUUGGAGCCAUCGAACGUCUCCAUUACCCCAAGGACCGUAUAGCUCUGUGGGUGGCGACAGAUCACAACAUAGAUAACACCACAGCCAUCCUUCGAGAGUGGCUCAUCAAAGUUCAGAAUGACUAUCACUAUGUGGAGUGGAGACCCGAUGAUAGAUCCAGUGCCUUCGUGGACGAGGUGGGACCCAAACACUGGAAUAAUCUUCGAUAUGAACAUGUAAUGAAGCUUCGUCAGGGGGCUUUGGACACAGCCCGUGAGAUCUGGGCCGACUACCUACUGGUGGCAGACUGUGACAACCUGCUUACAAGCCCAGAUGUGUUGUGGAAACUGAUGAGAGAAAACAAGACCAUUGUUGCUCCAAUGUUGGAGUCCAGAGCGGCCUACUCCAACUUCUGGUGUGGCAUGACUUCACAGGGCUACUACAAGCGAACACCAGCCUACAUACCCAUCAGAAAGCAAGAGCGCCGUGGCUGCUUUGCUGUACCGAUGGUCCACUCGACAUACCUGGUGGACCUACGGAAGGAAUCCUCUCGUCAGCUGGCUUUUUACCCGCCACACCCGGAGUACAGCUGGUCCCUCGAUGAUGUCAUUGUUUUUGCCUACUCUGCUCGCAUGGCGGACGUCCAGAUGUAUGUGUGCAACAAAGAAACCUACGGAUAUUUUCCUGUGCCAAUGCGUUCCCAUGCUACUUUGCUGGAUGAGGCGGAGAGCUUCUUGCACACUCAGCUUGAGAUCAUGGUGAAAAAUCCACCACUGGAGUAUUCCAGCUUCCUGUCUCUUCCUCCCAAGCAGCCAAACAAGAUGGGCUUUGAUGAGGUCUUCAUGAUAAAUCUGGUGCGGAGAUCUGACCGGCGUGAACGCAUGCUAAGAACGUUGCACGAGAUGGAGCUCAGCUGUAAGGUUAUCGCUGCUGUGGAUGGCAAAGCUCUGAAUAAUAGUGACAUAGCGUCUAUGGGGAUUAGUAUGCUGCCUGGGUACAAAGACCCCUAUCACGGUCGACCUCUCACCAAGGGUGAACUGGGUUGCUUCCUCUCUCAUUACAACAUUUGGAAGGAGAUAGUGGAUCGUGGUCUGCACUCAUCCUUGGUCAUCGAAGACGACCUGCGCUUUGAGGUGUUUUUCAAACGGCGUCUCCAGACGCUGCUCCAGGAAGUGACGGCACACAAGCUGGACUGGGAUCUCAUUUAUAUCGGACGGAAACGGAUGCAGGUGGAUCAUCCAGAGAAGUCAGUACCCAACAUUCACAAUCUGGUGGAGGCCGACUACUCCUACUGGACUUUAGGCUACCUGCUGUCCUUGCAAGGGGCCAAGAAACUCCUCAGGGCUGAGCCUCUGAAAAAGAUGCUUCCUGUCGAUGAGUUUCUUCCUGUCAUGUAUGACAAACAUCCUGUCUUAGACUACAUGGACCACUUUGAAGAUCGGAACCUUCGGGCAUUCUCUGCGGAGCCGCUUCUGGUGUAUCCCACCCAUUAUACAGGGGAUGCGGGCUACAUCAGCGAUACAGAGACCUCAGUAGUCUGGAACAACGAGACAACCAAGACUGACUGGGACCGAGCCAAGUCCAGGAAAACACAGGAGCAGGUGGAGCUGAGCCUAGAGGCCCAGAACUCUGAUGUGCUCCAGUCUGAUCUGGAGAACUGGAGUGCACGGGAUGAGCUCUGACUCUCACAUACACACUGAGCAGGUUGACAUACUGUACAGUAGAACAAAGCUGUGAUAGUGGAAGGAAUGAAGAAAAGAUACGAGGGAGGCCGGGUAGACGGACGUAGGUCAAGUGAGACUUCAACAUGUGUCUCUUGCCACCAUUUGAUCUUUCUCUUAAAGGAGGAGGUUGGAUAUAAAGUCAAAUUAACUCUUGAAGAGUCACUUAGCAGCUUUUGUUUUAUUUAUUGCCUCUCGACACCCCCUUUGGUCCAUAUGUGACUGGACUGAAACGUUUAAUCGCUGACUAAUCCCACUAGCCUUUCAAAUAAAUACAAAUAUUUAUUUGAUAACGAAAUCAUAAAAUGUACUUUAAAAAUGCUGCGAUGACGUCUUAAUCUUAAUUUGCUUUUAGUUGGACACUCAAAUUCGGAAAACGUUGGCGUCAGUUGACAAGAUGUAGGAAAAAAACCCCUCUAUCAUCGCCACUUGCCUUGUUUUCUUGUGGCUGUGAUGAGUUAAAAACCCAAUUGGUGUACAAUUAGUUAUUUCCCAGGAAAAAAACAACAUUGAUCCAUUGAUGCUUGGUGCCUUUUUGACAGCCUUGUUGGGAGCCAUUCAUUUUUCUCCUCUCGGCACCAACAGUGUGUUAUUUAUUAUACAGUACAUUUUAUAACAUGAUAUAUCUUUUUUAACUCAUGAAUGUAUGUGUGUCGUUUUCUUAUAAGUAAGUCUUACAACACAACUACUAUAAGUAAUGUAGUUUUUUCUCACCAUUGCUUUCACUGAAGCGCAACCUGAAGGUUGUGAUGCAUUUUGUUUGGCUUA
Messenger RNA from Dunckerocampus dactyliophorus (ringed pipefish), 2888 nucleotides. Its product is annotated as procollagen galactosyltransferase 1-like. The record is from RefSeq and is a predicted model, not a curated record. The transcript is spliced from 12 exons. Gene Ontology annotation, molecular function: procollagen galactosyltransferase activity. Bases 252 to 2081 code for a protein of 609 amino acids. Lineage: Eukaryota; Metazoa; Chordata; Actinopteri; Syngnathiformes; Syngnathidae.